GGCUGCCAACCAAUCCAACGCGGUCCAUAUUUUCUCGAGGACUCCAGCCCUCGAACAGUUCAGACAAAAAGGAAGAAUAAAAUCAGCUGAUCCUGUCUGACAAUGUGACUGCCCACGCACUUUCACAACAUCCCUUCGUACUUUCUGAAGCUAGCGAUUGUAAAUUCCUAGCAACCAUAACCUGCAAUCAACUGACAGGUAAAAUGCCUUCGGAAUUUUCUUAAGCCUCCACGAUGCAGGCCAGUGACGUGCUAACAUCGAUAUUCGGUGCUGGAGUCCUCAGCGAGGCCUCCUCGAGAUCGAGUCUCCCCUCGGCCUCCGACUUCAUAAAAUCCGCGCUCUCCACCGUCGCCCCAGAAGACCCCGAAGAGGACACUCGUCCCGGCCGUCUGGGCCCAAAACUCGUCUGCUUUGACGUGUCAACCCACCACGGCCUGGUGAUAGUCACCCCAGACCGUUUAAGCGUCAAUUCCCAAAGUAACUUCAGCACCCUCCGCGCAAACACUGGCUUCUACUCUGGCAAAUGGAUGUACGAACUCCAGCUGGGCUCCAAAGGAGUCAUGCAGAUAGGCUGGGGCACAGCGCAAUGUAAAUUCAGUCAAGAGAGUGGAGUUGGUGACACCAUCAACUCCUACUCAUACGACGGUAACCGCGUCCGCAAGUGGAACGUCUCCACCCACAAAUACGGGGAGCCCUGGCUAUCGGGGGACAUAAUCGGUUGCGCGAUUGACCUGGACAACGGCAAGAUCGACUUCCACAGGAACGGGAGACCCCUGGGGACAGCCUUCGACGGCAUAACCACAGGGAGUGGAAUCGCGUAUUUUCCGACGGUUUCCCUAGCUUUCACUGAAAAUCUCACAGCCAAUUUUGGCUCCACACCCUUCAGAUACCCCAUUAGCGGAUACCAGACCCUCCAGGCGUCCCCGGUAGCCCAGCUGAAACGAUCCCACCUGAUCUUUUCCUGGUUCGAGCGUCUGAUCGAUCAGAUGAUCCUCGAUGGACGGGAGACAGUCCCAUCCCAGACCUCUGGUAGUGACCCCAUGACCCUCAGGACGUACCUCAUGUGCCUCGCCAGGUCCAUCCUCCAUCAUCUGGGGCCUCUUCUGUCAGUCCCUUACAUCGUCGAAGCUAUCUUCCUUCCUUUUGUCCAGAGCCUAGCUCAAGACGACCCAGACAAACUGACAAUCUGUCUCGAUUUACUGUGGACAUUCCUCGAAAAGCACGAGAUCAAAGCUUGCCUCGAGAGCAGUGUUGUAUACCUCCUCUCCGCCUUCAGACACGUGUCGCUGAGGCUAGAUUACCCUGACCAAUGCAGGAGUCUUCGCCUCCUCACGAACCUCUGUCAUCACACGAAGACGAGGCAGUAUCUCCUGCAAAACGUCUUAUUCGAUCGAGUCCGCUUCGCCAAUUUCAUCCACGUGAAGCCUCUGGACGAAGGAGGACUCGUCGACAUAAUCCAGAAGACGUGGUGGGAGACAAACCCCCCGGAUCACUCGGUCGAGGUCAAUAAACAGAGCUACAGUGACGCCUGCGAGAGGAUCAAGUCAGCUAUCGCUGAGGUCGAGGCCCUCCAGGUCGAACUGCUGAUUACCUUUCUCGAUAACAGCGAUGGUACACCCACGACGUCAUCCUCGAGGACGAUUUUCCUGAAGAACUUCAGGAGGUUCGUCCAAGAGAACUUGAUAUCCAGCAGAACCCCUCUGCAGAUCACAGUCUGUUGUUUCCACCGGCUUCUGGUGGCUUUCAGAGUCCUCUGGGAGAGAGAAGUCGGGACUUCCCCGGUUUUCGUCCCCUGCAGGGUCUUUUACGACUCGUCAAUAAAUUAUGCCGACAUCGAUAGACUUGGCGGGGUACUGUCUUACUUGAAUAAAACUUAUAAGAACGAGUUGAUUCAUCAUCUGGGGCCGGACCACGAGGUGAUCCUCUCGAUGGAGCAGACCCAGGAGACGAACAACUUCAUGGGAGGACCUGGGAGAAUGGGGGAGAUGUCUGUGGUCAUUCCUACGACGACCAGAAUGCUUAACAUCAACACUUCAACGUCUGGUGGAUCGCCCAUCAUCCUGGGUUACCCCACCUUCGUCCGGGAGGAGAAGCCCCUGCGAUCUGGCUCGGCAGACACAGCUGUCUCCUUGCUGGAACUCCUCGAGAAUGUCAUAUUGUUCUACCAUGCUGCUGCCAAGAAGCAAAUAGCUAAAGUCGCUAAUCUACGUGACAGCAUGAGCGAAUACGUCUCAGCGAUGUCUGACGUCAAAGCCAGACUCGAAACCCUUAAGAAAUCGAAGGACCCGGACGCCUACGUCGUCCAGCAGGAGCUCCUCAGGACGAUAGGCGUCUUCAAUACGAAGCUCUCUGAGCAAGCUAGGCACAUGGCGUGGGUCAGAGCAGCUGUCUAUUCUCACGAGAAACAGUCCCAGCUCGCUUGGCUCCUCAAGGUCGUCAUUCUGACUCUGAAAAAGGCGAGCCUCGAGGGGAAUAUGUUCAGAUUCGUACCGGAUUUCUAUCUGGAGGCCCUGGCUGAUCUCAGUGUAGGUCUUAAGAAUCAUCUUCAUCCUACAGCUCCUAUUGAGAACAUCAAGGGGUACGAGACAAUGCUCCGGGAGAUUGCCCAGUUUCUCUGCGAUCACUUCUUGGAUUCCCGAAUCGUUCAUGCCAUUGCUAAAGACACGCUGAUUCUCACGCUGGCUGGGUUCACGUCCAAUUCCCUCACGCUAAAGGCGCUUGAGGAGAUCCCUAAGGAGUCUAGGAUAAAAUUCGUGACGAAUGUCCUCAGACCUUACGAAAAUCGCGCCUGGGCCCAAUCCAACUGGGUACUUGUGAGGUUUUGGCAGGGACACGGUUUCGCUUUUAGGUACGAGAAGAGUCCACAUCUCGCUAGGAAAAUUGGGCCGAAGAUGCUGCAGCAGGAGUCCAUCUCGCAGCCGAUCAAACCGUGUCCUUCGGUCAUGUAUCAGAUGCAUGUCAGGGACAUUCUCCUUGAAAACACCAAGACAACGACCCAGUUUCUUAAUUCUCUGUUGAAUCAGAUGAACUGGGCGUUCUCGGAGUUCAUAAGCAUGGUACAGGAGAUUCAUAAUGUCUCGUCGAGGCCAGAACGGGUGUUCAUCGAGUCCAGACAGCUCAAAAUCUGCGCAACUUGCUUCGAUCUGGCUAUUUCUCUGCUGAGGGUCAUUGAGAUGAUCGCAACGGUGGCUCCCACCAUCUUCAGUGAUAACUCUCAGAGUUCCAGUGAGAAUCUUCUCGCCAGGCUGUGUCAGCUGCUCUGUCAGAUAUUGAACAGGGUCAGCUUGCAGACUAGCUGCUUUCAGCAUGUGGUGUUGCUGGACAUUCCGGAUUUGGAGACUAUAGAUCAUUUUCCGAUUCUGGCUGCUGUCACGGGGAUUCUGCUGGCUCUGCUGAAGGAGGACAUGACGAGGGCUGGGGAGUCCAGUGACAUUCCUAGGGUGACGAAGGCUUUGCUGACGGAGCCGAGCUUUCAGAUGAGCUCCUUGCACUUCGUGCUUGGCGAGGAUGUGCCCAAGAAUGGGAAAUUGGACAAGAAUGUCAAGACUUUCUCGUUGGGCUCUUACAGGAAUGAUGUGACGCCUGAGGAGGUUGAACGGGUGAGGCGGAUGCUGAAGUAUUUGGAUUCCAAGAGGGUCUUGCUGCCUGACAAUCGUCUGGUCAGCGAUGACGAUGACACCUGCAUCAUUUGCUAUGCUUACCCGAAUGGAGCUACCUUCAAACCUUGCAAUCAUAAGUCUUGCAGGGUCUGCAUCGAUCGACAUCUGUUGAACAGCCGAGAGUGCUUCUUCUGCAAGACUACUAUAACUCAAGUCUACGACUUAAAUAAAACCCUGAUUCAUGAUUUUACUUCUAGUCUCGUUAGGUCAUCAUCUAGCUCCUCGUGAUAUCAGUGGAUAGGAAGGUUCAGGAAUGAAAGGCGUAAGAAUACGUGAAUUAUGGAUUAUUAAAAUGUAAAAGGUUUAAAUUUAUUGUUGAUGUUAUGGAUAUUGAGCAAAAUUUGUGAUGAAUAAAAUUGUUUUUGAGUA
Molecule: messenger RNA, 4028 nt
Organism: Diachasma alloeum
Lineage: Eukaryota; Metazoa; Arthropoda; Insecta; Hymenoptera; Braconidae
Gene: Kpc1
Product: E3 ubiquitin-protein ligase RNF123
Exons: 3
Coding region: 234-3887 (1217 amino acids)
Cellular component (GO): cytoplasm
Molecular function (GO): ubiquitin-protein transferase activity; protein binding
Source: RefSeq, a predicted model, not a curated record